AUGCCGCGGCUCCGUCUGAUGUUCCCGUUCCUGUGGCGUGACCGCAUCGAGGGUCGCGCCAAGCGCAGUGUGCGGGACCAGCCCAAGCCGCUGCUACUGAACAGCUACCGCGCACACCUCCGCUGUGUUACUGUAAUCGAAUAUGUCGACGAGCUUAAACUUCUUUAUACCGGCAGUUCAGACUACAGCGUUCGAGUGUGGCGUCUGUCAGGCGAGUACCUGCAGACACUGGGCAGCUUCCUGCCGUGGACCCUGGAGGUGACGCGCUUCCCGCCCGACGUGAAGAAGGUCGCCAGCUUCACCACGUUCAAGGUGUGGCGCAGUGGCCAAGUGUCGCGCUACGUGCCGGGGCAGAAGGUGGUGGACAAGCUGCGCGACAUCACCGAGCACGAGCUCAGGACCAAGACCUUCGGCGAGGCGCCUAACGAGCCGUUGCUUGGGAAGUACUACGCUCUACCGAUCAGACCUGAACGACAAGAUAAAAUCGUACUUGACGACUCAAUGACAACGGUUCCGCUGUUUGCUCACCUACGUAUGGCGUCCACGCAGCCCGUGCGGCGCCCGCCUACCCCUGAUUUGGUACGGAAGACUCGAUUGAAGCGCCAGUUGAAGAAGGCGCAGCACCAUGACCAACCAACUACUCAGUUCCAAAUCAACGCACCGAUACAUAAAACAUCAAUCACGACACAGCCUGCAAAACGUGCGUCCUCGAGCGCCCAGCAGUAA
Messenger RNA from Spodoptera littoralis (African cotton leafworm), 726 nucleotides. The record is from the annotation of a GenBank genome assembly. NCBI's taxonomy places the organism in Eukaryota, Metazoa, Arthropoda, Insecta, Lepidoptera, Noctuidae.